AUGUUUACAGCGGCCGCCGUCCUGUGCCUGCUGGCUGCAGCCUGCUACGCCGCACCCCCCGCCAAGCCGCCCCUCUGGCUGGGGCGCGUCCGCGGUCAGCGCAUCAUAGGAGGUGAGCCCGCCGACAUCUCGCAGUACCCGUGGCAGGUGUCGCUGCAGCAGCUCGACGCCCACUACUGCGGCGGCUCCGUCAUAAGCCUCAACUGGGUGAUCACGGCCGCUCACUGCCUCUACUUCCAAGACAUAACGCUGUUCUUCGUGAGGGCGGGGACGUCCACGCGCGAAAGCGGCGGCUCCGUCUACGGCAUCGCUGCUGCGCACCUCAACGAAGCCUUCGACUACGGAACAGGGGAUUGCGACAUCGCUGCCGUCUCCAUAUCUGGCUCCUUCACCUUCGGCCCUAACGUUCAGGCUGUGAACAUUGGCGAUGUGGAACCUGAAGAGGGUGCACUGGUGACUGUCUCUGGUUGGGGCGCCCUGUCAUCCGAUGCGGAUGUUACCGAGCAGCUGCAAGCUGUGACGGUGCCUGUCGUGGGCCGUGACACGUGCUACAGUGUCUGGGGAGCCACGCAGAACAUGAUCUGCGCUGGUGGGCAGGGCGCUGGCAUGUGCUGGGGCGACAGCGGCAGCCCGCUGGUGGCCAACUCCACGCUGCUCGGCGUCGCCUCCCAGGGCUUCUGUGCUACUCCGGGGAUACCUGAAGUCUACACCAACGUCGCUGCCCUGCGCACCUGGAUCAGGGAAACAACUGGUGCCUAG
Messenger RNA from Schistocerca serialis cubense, 759 nucleotides. RefSeq names its product trypsin delta-like. Bases 1 to 759 code for a protein of 252 amino acids. Gene Ontology annotation, biological process: proteolysis. The transcript is spliced from 2 exons. The record is from RefSeq and is a predicted model, not a curated record. Lineage: Eukaryota; Metazoa; Arthropoda; Insecta; Orthoptera; Acrididae. Gene Ontology annotation, molecular function: serine-type endopeptidase activity.